CAGGUCACUUUCAACAUGGAGAGUGGAGCUGGGAAGCAUUGGACUGAAGAGGAGGUUAAAGCUUUGCUAAGUAUCUGGUCAGAAAAAAACAUAAGGAAACAACUUUACGGAACACUAAGAAAUAAAGGAAUAUUCAUCUACAUUGCCAAAAGGCUUCAGGAAAAAGGCAUUUUCAGAGGCUGGAAACAGUGUCGGGCAAAGUAUAAAAAUCUGAAGUAUGAAUACAGGACAGUCAAAUAUGCCCACAACUCUGGAGAUGUCUCUAAAACUAUGAAGUUCUUUCAUGAGCUGGAUGUGAUAUUACAAUAUGAACCGGUCUCACAAUUAACAGAAGAUGAAGACAGCAGGUACCUGGCAACUGAGACCCAGCUGGACAUAAAUACAGCUCCAGGGAACACCAAAGGUGAAAUACCAGUUGCACUAGAAGAUGAUGAGGAUAUCUCAAGGGAUCCUUUACUUUUUAUUUCCCAUAUCAGACCAAUGGAACUAGGUAAACCAACUUCAAUACUGGAUUCUUCAAAUAAUCCAACAUUUAUUCCAAGUGUAGCAAAUGAAGGAGGAAAACACUGGACUAUAAACGAAGUCAGGGCUCUAAUAGGCAUUUGGUCAGAAAAAAACAUUCAAAAACAACUAGAGGGAACCAUGAGAAAUAAAAGAAUAUUUGAACAAAUUGCUGCCAGACUUCAAAAAUUUGGUAUAGACAGAGAUUGGAAGCAGUGUAGAACAAAAUAUAAAAACUUGAAACAUGAAUACAAGAUUGUAAAAAAUUCUCAAGACUUGGGAACAACAAAAAGUAUGAAAUUUUUCGCUGAGUUGGAUGCUAUUCUGGGACAUACUACAGAACAAUCACAGAAACUAGAAAACGAAGGAAGACAAAGACCUAUAAAACAGACAGAUAUAAAAAUGGAAAAGGACAAUAUGGUAAUUUCUGAAGAUGUAGUUGAAGGUUCAAUUAGCAACAUAUCUGAAGACCUAGGAGAAACAGCUGUAAAAGAAAAUCAUCAUACAGUUCAAGAUCCAGAUAAAGAAGUUGUAACAGUUGAAGACCCAAAAGUUUUACACAUAAAAAGAGAAAGUUUAGACAUGGAUGAGGACUCCUUAAGUACUGCUUCAGAAGACCUGGGUGGCCCAGUAGAAACAGAUGAAGUAAAUGGGCCAGAUAAUUACAUCCCUUUGGAAGAUGCUCAUAAUCACUUAAAGAUCAUCACAGUUAGUGAUGCUGAGGCUGGAAAACACUGGUGUGACAAUGAAGUCAGAGCACUAAUACACAUAUGGUCAGAUGAAAAAAUUAGGCAAAUGUUGGAAGGGGCAACAAGAAACAAAGAAAUAUUCAAGGAAAUUGCUAGAAGACUACUGCAGUUUGGAAUAGAUCGAGACUGGAAGCAAUGCCGUACAAAAUAUAAAAAUUUAAAAUAUGAGUAUCGAGUGCUACAAAAGAAGACUAAUAACCUUGGGAGUAACCCUGGAAGGAAAAUGAGGUUUUAUGAAGAAAUUGAUUGCAUCCUAAGACAACAGAAUCUUGGAAAACACAGCUGGAAAAAUAGCUCUAGUCUUAUAUCAGAAUCAGGUGAAGGUCAUGUCAUGACUGCAAGAUCUUUGAACAAGAGAAAAGCAUAUGAAAAUGAACUGGUCCCUCUCCCUCUAAAAAGGAGUGCUUCUGACACCACUAUGCAUCAAUUCCACCAGAGUAUAACAGAACAAAAAAAUUCUACAGAUAAUCUCUGUAGACAGGAAACAAAGCAAGUUAGCCUGCCUCAGUCUGCCAACCAGGUUUCUUCGGUCCUUACGUUAUCUGCCGCCUCUCGCUGCACAGCCAAGGAAAUGGCUACCGCAGAAGUGAUGAAUAUUGGUAAGAAACUCUAUGAAGGUAAAACAAAAGAAGUCUAUGAAUUGUUGGAUAGUCCUGGAAAAGUCCUCUUGCAGUCUAAAGACCAGAUUACUGCAGGCAACGCAGCUAGAAAAAAUCACUUGGAAGGAAAAGCUGCAAUCUCAAACAAAAUUACCAGCUGUAUUUUCGAGUUGUUACAGGAAGCAGGUAUCAAAACUGCUUUCACCAAAAAAUGUGGUGAGACAGCUUUUAUUGCACCUCAGUGUGAAAUGAUUCCAAUUGAAUGGGUAUGUAGAAGAAUUGCAACUGGUUCUUUUCUUAAAAGAAAUCCUGGUGUCAAAGAAGGAUACAAGUUCUACCCACCUAAAGUAGAGUUGUUUUUCAAGGAUGAUGCCAACAAUGAUCCACAGUGGUCUGAAGAACAGCUUAUUGCUGCAAAAUGGUGUUUUGCUGGACUUAGCAUAGGUCAGACUGAAGUGGAUAUCAUGAGUCAUUCCACACAGGCUAUUUUUGAAAUACUGGAAAAGUCCUGGUUGCCUCAGAACUGUACAUUGGUUGACAUGAAGAUUGAAUUUGGUGUUGAUGUAACUACAAAAGAAAUUGUACUCGCUGAUGUUAUUGAUAAUGAUUCCUGGAGACUCUGGCCAUCUGGUGAUCGAGCCCAACAGAAAGACAAACAGUCAUACCGGGACCUUAAGGAAGUGACUCCUGAAGGCCUCCAGAUGGUGAAGAGAAACUUUGAAUGGGUUGCAGAAAGAGUGGAGUUACUUCAGAAAGUAGAAAGUUCAUGCAGAGUUGUUGUAUUGAUGGGCUCUACUUCUGACCUUGGUCAUUGUGAAAAAAUUAAAAAGGCUUGUGGAAACUAUGGAAUUCCCUGUGAACUCCGAGUAACAUCUGCCCAUAAAGGGCCAGAUGAAACUCUAAAGAUUAAAGCAGAAUAUGAAGGCGAUGGUGUUCCUACUGUAUUUGUGGCUGUAGCUGGCAGGAGCAAUGGUUUGGGACCUGUGAUGUCUGGUAACACUGCAUAUCCAGUAGUCAACUGUCCUCCGCUUACACCUGAUUGGGGAGCUCAAGAUGUAUGGUCCUCACUUCGAAUGCCUAGUGGUCUUGGCUGUUCAACUAUACUUUCUCCUGAGGGAGCAGCUCAGUUUGCAGCCCAGAUAUUUGGAUUAAAUAACCAUUUGGUAUGGGCUAAACUUCGAGGAAGCAUAUUAAACACCUGGGUUUCUUUGAAGCAAGCAGAUAAGAAAAUCAGAGAAUGCAGUUUAUAAGAAAAUGCAAUGCAUUUUAAAGAUUGGAAAACAAAAAAUUCUAAUUUAGCUACAAAGAAUAUUACAGAUCAGGAGAGAGAAAAGAUGAUUAUAAACAAAUCAUAGAAAACUACUAAUAAAAUUUCUUGGUUUUAUAUCUUAAGUUCACAGUGAGGGGUUGGGGAGAGAGAAUGUGUGUGUGUUUUUUAUCUUUAGUAUGUACAUUCCUUUAUAGGAAAACUUUGUAAUCCUGGCUGGAAAAUGUUUUUAUGAUCCAUUACCCAGUAUUCACUUAAUAGUUAGUCAGUCAUGUUGGGUCUCAGAGAUAAAUGCAAUUAUUAAUUUCCUACUUUAGAGCUAGCUCUCUAAAAUUACUACCAGACAACCUGCAAACACCCUAAAUUUAGAAGAUUAAAACAGAGAUAUAGCUGGAAAUAAUAGUAAGAGCCAUGAUUUUUAUCUCCUGUUUGCAUUGUAGUCAAUUAAAACCUCAUGUUCAUAA
Monodelphis domestica (gray short-tailed opossum) is the source of this 3580-nucleotide messenger RNA. RefSeq names its product phosphoribosylaminoimidazole carboxylase and phosphoribosylaminoimidazolesuccinocarboxamide synthase (gene PAICS). Gene Ontology annotation, cellular component: cytosol. Gene Ontology annotation, biological process: 'de novo' IMP biosynthetic process. Lineage: Eukaryota; Metazoa; Chordata; Mammalia; Didelphimorphia; Didelphidae. The record is from RefSeq and is a predicted model, not a curated record. Gene Ontology annotation, molecular function: phosphoribosylaminoimidazolesuccinocarboxamide synthase activity.